AUGGCGUCGCGCAAGGCAGGUUAUAUUUUGACGGGAUUCCUCCUGUCUUUGAUUGGGUUUAUCUUGUCUUUUGUCGGAUUUGCCACGCCGUACUGGCUGGAACCAUUUAACAGAGAUGAUGAAAUUGUUGAAAUUGAAAACUUGGGAAUGUGGCAGUACUGUUUUAGUGGCUACACAGCUUCACGACCAGGUAAUCAAGAUAUGGACAUACUUGGCAAACGGUACACGGGAUGUAAAUGGGUGUUCCAUCGAGAAGUUUAUACCAUACUGCCAGAAAUAUGCCCAGUCUGGUUUCGCAUCACUCAAGCCCUCAUCUCUGUGGACGUGGUAGGUUCGGCAUUCGUCUCGCUGAUGGCCUUGGUGUUCCUGUGUCUGAAUAUGUGUGAUGCUUAUCCCACGGCCAAGGAGGGGAAACUCUACCUCAUAUUUGGCCUUAUCUCGUCAAUAUCGGGUUACAUCUGUGCCGCAGCUGUCCUCGUGUUUGGUUACUUCUCAGACAGCAAGGAAUGGGCGAUCAAGGAACCGCUGUACUACCACCUCUCCUGGUCAUACAUGUUCUGCGUGGUAGGGGGUGGGUUCAGCAUUUUUGGGGGCAUGUUCCUGUUGUUAGCAUCCAUGCAGGUUAAAGCGCUUCUCAAAGCCACCAAGCCUAACUACAAACCCACACUGGAACUCUCCACACUUACGCCAACUGUCAGAUAUUAGCUAUGUUUUCACUAUCAGAGAUAGGCAACGCCAAUUUUAUUUUGUGUUUUAUGGGUGAGCUUACACUAAAAAAAUCCAAAAAUUGAAUAAAACUGAAAAUUCACCUUUAUAAUUUGAUUAUUUUGAUGACUUUCCUGGUUUUUUUUCAAAGCUUGUCGAUCUUCAAUUGGAAAAGUAUCUGGGACAGUUCACAUUUCUCACAAAUUAGAUGAUUUUUAACGUCUGGUUUUAUUUUCAUGCCCUUUGACGACAUGGGAAAAAGAUAUAUUCUGCCCGUAAAACAAAAAUAUUAGUUGGUGUGGCCUUACUGCAUUUGGCAUAAAAAUUUCCUCUAUGACCAAUUAAUUACUUAUUUUGCCCGAUUCUGAGAAUUCUGUUGAUCUCAGGAAGGUGUUUAGAGGUUUGUUUAGAGGGUAGGAUAUCCUAGUGGAAAAGUGUCAAAUUCAGCACCUUGACAUUUGAACUUUGUUCGGGAAAAGUUCAGGUC
Messenger RNA from Liolophura sinensis, 1192 nucleotides. RefSeq lists its product as uncharacterized. The record is from RefSeq and is a predicted model, not a curated record. Bases 1 to 705 code for a protein of 234 amino acids. Gene Ontology annotation, cellular component: membrane. The transcript is spliced from 3 exons. NCBI's taxonomy places the organism in Eukaryota, Metazoa, Mollusca, Polyplacophora, Chitonida, Chitonidae.